CGCUCAGCCCUCCCACCCACCACACCAUGUCUGCCCGCCCCAUCACCAUGGCCUCGGCCGCCGCGCCCGCACCCACGCCGGCGCCUGCGCCGUCUGGCAACGAGCCGUCGCGCGCCGGCGUGUCGGCCGCCGAGCUCGACCUCGCCGCGCUCGAGCUCGAGUCGGACCAGAUCACCUCGGUGCGCCUCGACGGCCUCGCGCUCACCAAGAUUGUCAAGCACUCGCGCGACGCCCACCCGGCGCAGGCGUUCGGCACGCUGCUCGGCCUCGACAUUGGCGGCGCGCUGGAGGUCAGCAACUGCUUCGGCCUGCCCGCCAGCGCCAUGCGCUCCAGCAGCAAGGACGACGACGACGAGGCCGACAAGGGCAAGCAGAGCGCUGCGCGCUACAACGCCGCCAUGGUCAAGCUCAUGCGCGACGUCAAUGCCGACGCCAACCCCGUGGGCCUGUACCAGUCGUGCUUCCUCGGCUCCUUCCUGCAGCAGAGCGUUGUCGACGGCCUGGCUGCCGUGGCGGGCCUGAUGGAGCGGGAAGGCGCCAGCGGACAGGGCAAGGGCGUGCUGAUCGUGCACGACCUCGCUCAGUCGGCCGCCGGCAACACCGUCGUCAAGGCGUACCGGCUCUCUCCAUCGUUCAUCGACUCGCACCGCAAGGGCAAGUUCACCGCCGCCGACCUCAUUGAGCACCGCCUGACCUUCUCGAACAUCCUCGUCGAGAUCCCGAUCUCGCUGCACAACACUGCGCUUCUCUCCGCGCUGCUCUCUUCGCUCUCGACGCCCUCUGCUCCGGCGUCCAGCUUGAUCUCCAGCUCGACUGCCUCGCAGCUUGCCUCGCCGCCGACGGCGCCGAUCAGUGCCUCGCACACGCUCCUGACGCUCUCUCACACGCCCGUGCUCUCCUCCGCACUCGAGUCCACGCUCGAGGCGCUCGACGAGCACGCGGCCGAGAGCGGCAACGUGGGCUACCAAUCGCGGCAGCUGGCGCGCGAGAAGGCGCGUGCCGAGGCGGCGCUGGCUCGUCGGCAGGCGGAGAACGCGGCGCGCGAGGCCCAGGGCCUGCCGCCGCUGCCGAUGGACGACAAGAGCCUCAAGAUUCCCUCGGAGCCGAGCCGCCUGGAGAGCACGCUGCUCCUCGGCCAGCUCGACGACAAGGCGCGUCGCCUGGCCGAGAUUUGCGCUACCAGCGCCAUCCAGCUCAACGCGGCGCGCUCGGCUGCCGUCUGAGGGACGGUCCUCACCUGCUGCUGUCUGGCCUCAUUUUGUACACAUACGCACCACCCCAAAACGGCGAGCCAUGCCUCUUGCUAG
This is a messenger RNA of Tilletiopsis washingtonensis, 1307 nucleotides long. RefSeq lists its product as hypothetical. Gene Ontology annotation, molecular function: protein binding; metallopeptidase activity; translation initiation factor activity. The record is from RefSeq and is a predicted model, not a curated record. Gene Ontology annotation, cellular component: cytoplasm; eukaryotic 43S preinitiation complex; cytosol. The transcript has 4 exons. The coding region runs from base 27 to 1223 and encodes 398 amino acids. NCBI's taxonomy places the organism in Eukaryota, Fungi, Basidiomycota, Exobasidiomycetes, Entylomatales.